ACCAUUUACAUAGGAGUCAGCUACAGAACUGGGCUGCUGGGUACUGACGGGCACCGGGCGGCUGCUGGAGGGGAAGUCUGUGUCAGUGAGGUGGUUACGCCCGUGGUCUGUGUACAAACCGUCGGGGUGUGCGUGUGUGUGUGUGUAGGGGUGGGGGGUGAGUGUUACUGAUUUGGCAUCGGCAGCAAUCCGAUGUGCGCUCAGUGAGGAGGAUGCUGAGGAAGGAGAGGCAGGGCGAGACACGGUGAUGCGGUGACACAUGGCUGCCUGCCGGUGCACUUAGACUGCGGCUCACACUUCUUUCCAUUCACCCAAAAAUAGGAGAGGCUGGACUCCGGGUUGCCUAGAGACGCUGCUCGGAGGCUGGAGGCUGCCGCAACCGACAAACGAGCUGUGGAAGCCCCGCACACUGCUGAUCGGACAGCCUGCUGAUCCCUUUGGUUAGCACAUCCUUUCAGAAGAAGGUCCAGAGUAAGAUCAAAGAUCUCCUCCAGCAGAUGGAGGAAGGCCUAAAGACAGCCGACCCCCAUGACUUCUCCACCUACACCGGCUGGACAGGCAUUGCAUUGCUGUACCUUCAACUGCACCGGGUCUCAAAUGAGGCCUCCUACCUGCAUAGAGCCCUAGACUACGUAAAGAGGACCAUGAGGAUCCUGAAUGGGCGCAAAGUGACAUUUCUAUGUGGUGACGCGGGGCCUCUGGCAGUGGGUGCGGUGGUCCACCACAAACUGAAUAACACGACUGACAGCAAAGAGUGUCUGUCCAGGCUUCUUCAGCUUCAGCGGUCUGUGCUGAGCCCAGACUCUGAUAUACCAGAUGAGCUGCUGUAUGGUCGUGCUGGAUACCUUUAUGCUUUGCUGUACGUUAACAAAGAGAUCGGCACUGACGCUGUGGAUGAGGACACCAUUACAAAGGUGGUCACAGCCAUUGUGGAAUCUGGUAAGAACAUGUCAGCAGAGCAGAAGAAGACUGAUCGCUGUCCACUCCUCUAUGAGUGGCACAAGAAGCAGUACAUCGGCGCUGCCCACGGCCUGGCCGGCAUCUAUUACAUGCUGAUGCAGUCUGGAGCAAAAGUCCAUCCAGACAUCCUGUCAGAGUUGGUUCGCCCCAGCAUCGACUACGUCCGCCACAAGAGGUUUCGUUCAGGAAACUUCCCUUCAUCCCUGAGCAACGAGAGCGACCGGCUGGUCCACUGGUGCCACGGAGCGCCCGGUGUUAUCCAUAUGCUUAUCAUGGCCCAUAAGAUUUUUAAAGAAGAAAAGUACCUGAAGGAGGCUGUAGACUGCGGCGAGGUGAUAUGGCAGCGGGGCCUGCUCAGAAAAGGCUACGGUAUUUGCCAUGGAACCGCUGGCAACGGAUACGCCUUCCUGUCUCUCUACAAACUCACCAAGGAGAAGAAAUACCUGCACCGCGCCUGCAAGUUUGCUGAGUGGUGUUUGGACUACGGGACACAUGGGUGUCGUAUCCCAGACAGACCAUACUCCCUUUUUGAAGGUAUGGCAGGAGCCCUCCACUACAUAUCAGAGAUGGAAAACCCCGAAGCUUCGUGUUUCCCUGCCUUUGAACUUUGACCUGACAGUCCCUGACUUUGGAUUACGAAGGGGAGGAAAGUUAACUUUCCUUGAAAAGUAUGCUGCUCAAAAAAAAAUGAGGGGAACGUUUAAAUCACACAUUGGAUCUUGAUAAAUGAAAUACUCACUCUGAAAAUCUUUAGUGUCAUAAAUGUUGUAAUUAUCUUGAGAACAAAAUGAUCUACUAACAGUGAGAACCAAUAUCAUCCACCCUUUAAGGGUUUGAAUUUAGAAACCACACCAAAAAUCCAAGUUAAAAAUAGGCUCGUCUGACCUGCAUCAUAGUGUGGCUCAGCAGUAUGUGUGGUCCCCAUGAGCCUACAUGCGCUCUUAGCUGAUGUCUUUAAAUCUUGUUCUGGACUUGGAUCAAGGCACCAGUAAACUUCUGGACAGUGUGUGGCACUGUUUGGUGGGUUUCGAUGGACCAGUGCAUAAUUUUCCUGAGAAUCUUCAUAUCUUCAUAACUGGCGUCAGUGCCUUCAUCAUCCAGGAACUGCCUUCAUUCUCGCCAGCGGAGGACAGACAUUGUUGUGCACCAAGAGGAUCCCAGGGCUUGCUCCAGCAUGAAGUCUGACAUUAGAUAUGUGGAUUUCAUCCUGAUACCAAACAUGCAGGUCUGUUUCACUGUUUCCCAUGUGAACAUGCUGUCAUCAUAGGGCACUAGUGUGAGACCUCCCAGUUUCGGUGGUAUCUGAGAAAAAUCAGUCAUGAGGAUUAAGAGGAGAGCAUUGGUCUGUGGCUGCAACCUGCAAAACCAUUCCCAUUUGGGAGUUGUCUUCUUGUUGCUUUUCCAUUGUUGCCACAUUCAUGGCACCAAAACAGGUGAAAUUAGUUGACCAUGGUUUAUGCUUCCAAGAAUCCUUGAAGCUUAAUUGACUGUUUUAUUCUGAGAUCAUAAAGUGUUCCCCUAAUUUUUUGAGCAGUGUAUUUUGAUAAAACUUUCAGCCUUGGUCAUGUGUAAGUAGUGACCAAUAUUAGACAUUCAAACUGGAAAUAAGUGCAACUGAUUAAUUAUUUGUUGGAUUAAAGACAUGGUUCGCUUUUCUGUGAUUAAAAAUGUACAGAGAAUGUUUUUGGACAAAACUACACAUUCAUUUAUGGAGGUGUAGUAAAAAUAAAAGAAGCAGUAGAU
Molecule: messenger RNA, 2703 nt
Organism: Pundamilia nyererei
Lineage: Eukaryota; Metazoa; Chordata; Actinopteri; Cichliformes; Cichlidae
Gene: lancl2
Product: LanC lantibiotic synthetase component C-like 2 (bacterial)
Exons: 9
Coding region: 498-1571 (357 amino acids)
Biological process (GO): carbohydrate metabolic process; peptide modification
Cellular component (GO): plasma membrane
Source: RefSeq, a predicted model, not a curated record